Messenger RNA from Sphenostylis stenocarpa, 2085 nucleotides. The record is from the annotation of a GenBank genome assembly. Lineage: Eukaryota; Viridiplantae; Streptophyta; Magnoliopsida; Fabales; Fabaceae.
AUGCGGGCGGAGCAACCUGGUAAUAUCACUGUCUAUGCACCACGCCUAGUUGCUGAAGGAAAAGUUAAAGAGGGUGGUCAGUUUAACUUGGAAAGAUUGUUACCUACUGCUGGUUGGGUGAAGCAGGCAUGGGAGCCUUCAGAGGAAGAAUUUUUAUCAAGUUCUGGCUUAGAUGCUUUUGUCUUCAUGCGCAUAUUUAUCUUUAGUUUGAAAGUAUUUGCUGUUGGUGGAAUUAUUGGCAUGUUUGUUCUUCUUCCAAUUAAUUAUGCGGGGAGUCAGCUUAGUGAUGAUUCGGAUUUUCAGCACAAGUCUUUGGACUCGUUCAGUAUUUCUAAUGUUAAUAAUGGUUCAAACAGACCUGAUGACAUUUUUGUCAUCUUUAAGUUAAUUAAAUCCAAGUAUGCUCUCAUUUUAGAUGCAUCUUCUGAUUUGCCUGGAUUUGGAUCUCGGUUAUGGGUUCACUUUUGUGCAGCAUAUAUUUUCACGGGAAUUGUUUGCUAUCUUCUUUUUCGUGAGUAUUUGUACCUUUCAUCCAAAAGAAUUGCCUAUUUCUAUUCAUCCAAGCCUCAGCCUCAGCAGUUUACCAUAUUAGUUAGUGGUAUUCCUGUUACACCUGGAAGUACCUGUCAUGAUACUGUUGAGCGUUUUUUCCUGGAGUAUCACCCUUCUACAUAUCUCUCAAAUUCAGUGAUCCAUCGAAACAACAAACUUCAAAGUCUUCUUAAUGAUGCAGAUAAACUGUACAAAAAGCUUACCAAUCUGAAACAAAAAAAUGAUGCUCCUAAAAGGCAAAGGCGUGAUGGGUGUUUGGGAAUUUGUGGCCGGAAAGUUGAUAUUGUAGAUCACUAUGAAAGGAGGUUGGGUGAUAUAGAAGAUAAUGUGAGAAUGGAACAGUCCUCACUAGAAGCAAAGGAAGUUCGAGCUGCCUUUGUUACUUUUAAGACACGAUUUGGAGCUGCAAUAGCUUUACGCAUUCAAGAAAGUGUCAAUCCUACGGAAUGGGUUACUGAGAAAGUUCCUGAGCCUCAUGAUGUUUAUUGGGCUUUUUUUACCGUUUCAUUCCUCAGAAGAUGGAUCAGCAAGUUGUUUCUGUCAUUUGUUCCACCUAUUAUGAUUAUGCUUUCAUCCAUGCAAGGAUACAUUUCAUGGAGUCAAAUACAAAAAAGUGCAUGCACUAAAGUAUUAUGGUUUACUGUUUGGAACAUUUUCUUUGCAAAUGUACUAUCAGGGUCAGCACUCUAUCGAGUGAAUGUCUUUCUUGAGCCAAAAGAGAUUCCCAGAAUACUAGCGGAAGCUGUACCAUCCCAGGCAUCCUUCUUCAUAGCAUAUGUUGUGACUUCUGGAUGGACCACUAUAGCAUCAGAACUCUUUCGAUUGACUACACUUCUUUCGAAUUUUAUGAGCAGAACGUUUUGUAGAAACAGCAGUGAUGAUUUUGAUCCCCCCUCAAUACCUUACCAUAGUGAAAUUCCCAGGAUUCGUCUCUUUGGUCUUCUUGGUGUAACAUACUUCAUCCUUGCUCCUCUGAUACUGCCAUUUCUCUUGAUCUACUUUUGUUUGGGAUACAUCAUUUUCCGUAACCAGCUGUUGAAAGUUUAUGUGCCAAAGUUUGAGACUGGAGGAGAGUUUUGGCCUACAGUGCACAACUCCACAAUUUUUUCUUUGAUACUGAUGCAUAUAAUAGGCAUUGGUAUAUUUGGUUUGAAGAAGCUUCCUCUUGCAUCCAUAUUGAUUCUUCCUCUUCCAAUUCUCACACUUCUCUUCAAUGAGUAUUGCCAGAAACGGUUCUUCCCUAUUUUCAAAGAGUAUCCUGCUGAGUGUUUGAUUAAGAAGGACAGAGCAGACCAAAACGAGCAUAAUAUGCCUGAAUUUUAUGCUGAGUUGGCCAAUGCAUACAAUGAUCCAGCUCUGAAGCCAAAGCAAAAAGUUCAGUUUUCAAGUGGGUUAGCUUGGCAUGAUGUUCAUGGUGGGGCAUUGGGGGAAUCGCAUUUAUUGACACUCAUCAGCAAUGACGAACACAAAACAUUACACAGAGAGGUUUUGGCUACUCAGGUUGUUUUUCAUGGUGUCUCUCUUGACAACUGA